AUGCUUUCUUCGCGCGUGGCAACCAUCGCCGCCUUUCUGGGGGCUGUGGCUUGCAUUGCAGGGACCACUUCUGCAGCUGCUUGCCCUCCUACCGCCAAGCUGAGCACCGGCACCUAUUAUGGCGUCCAGAGCACCGAGUAUGCUCAAGACAAGUUCCUCGGCAUCCCAUACGCUCAACCUCCAGUCGGCCGUCUCCGGUUUGCCUCACCAGAGCCUCUGACGGAGUCGUUUGGACAGCGCAAUGCCACCAAUUUCGGCUGGAUGUGCAUCGGCUAUGGAUCAGACACGGCCAAUCUGGGCAAUCCGGUUAACGAGGAUUGUUUGACACUCAACGUUGUUCGUCCUCGGGGCGUCAAGGCUGGUGACAACCUCCCUGUGGGUGUCUGGGUACAUGGCGGCAGCUAUGUUAUGGGCGGUUCCCGUGACCCCAGAUACGAUCUCGGUGCCAUCGUCGAGCAGUCUGUCAAGGAGCAGAAGCCGAUCGUCGCCGUGUCCAUCAACUACCGUCUGCAAAACUGGGGCUUCCUCUUCAGCAAAGAGAUGCAGAAUGCCCGAGCUGGCAACAUCGCAUUCAAAGAUCAACGCAUGGUUCUUCAAUGGCUUCAAGACAACAUCGCCUCUUUUGGCGGCAACCCCUCCAAGGUCACCAUCUGGGGAGAGUCCGCUGGCGCCCGGUCCCUGGGCAUGCAGCUUGUGGCCCACGACGGUCAGCAUGGCAACCUGUUUCAAAGCGCUAUUCUUGAGAGUGGUAGCCCGAUAGCCAUUUUCAACAAUGCCACCGGCUGGCAGCCGUACUUUGAUGCUCUUGUCGCGAAGACCGGCUGCUCCGACGCGGGCGACCGGCUGAACUGCCUGAGAGAUCUGCCCUGGCAAACCCUGAACGCCAUUUUCAAUGGCUCCAACCCCCUGAGCGUCACAGCACCUACCCUCGGCGCCGUCAUUGACGGUGACUUUAUAACUGCUCAGGCCUCAGCCCUUCUGAAGCAGGGCAAGUUCGCCCACGUUCCCCUCUUGACCGGCAACAACUUUGACGAGGGUACGGCGUACGCCAAGCAGGGCAUCAGCACCGACGCCCAGUGGACAGCAUGGCUCAGCGGUCUUGGGCUCUCUGCCACCCAGAUCCACCAACUCUCGACGCUCUACCCUGAUGACCCCGCCGUUGGCAUCCCCGCAUCAUAUGAAGGCCGACCUCCGGCUUCUCCGUACGGCCUCCAGUUCAAGCGCGUCGCCGCACUUGCUGGAGACUACCAGCAGCACAGCGGCAGGAGGAGCCUGGUUGAGACAUAUGCGGCUGCUGGUCUUCCCGUCUACUCUUACCUCUGGAAUGUCAUCGUUAAUGGCCUUCCCAACCCCAUUUACGGCGCAACUCACUUCCAGGAGGUCGCAUUCGUCUUCAACAACGUGAACGGUCGCGGCUAUUCUGCCAAUCCCUUCGAGGGUAAGCCUGAGACUUACAUCCAGCUUGCGGAUCUUAUGAGCAGGAUGUGGGUUAGGUUCAUGAGCGAUGCCAACCCCAACAUCGACGGCACCGAGUGGCCGCAGUACACGAGCUCCAACCCCGAGAACUUGGUGUUUGAUACGAACAAGACAAAUCUACGCUACACCGCCACGGACGAUUACAGAAAGGCACAGAUCAGAUAUCUGCUUGACAGUGUGUUUGUAUAA
This is a messenger RNA of Thyridium curvatum, 1665 nucleotides long. RefSeq lists its product as uncharacterized. NCBI's taxonomy places the organism in Eukaryota, Fungi, Ascomycota, Sordariomycetes, Thyridiales, Thyridiaceae. The record is from RefSeq and is a predicted model, not a curated record. Bases 1 to 1665 code for a protein of 554 amino acids. The transcript is spliced from 2 exons.